AUGCCCAAAGCCCUGCACUUCAAAGGCGACAAGAAGGUCAAGAAGCGCAGAAAAGCUGCCGACCCCUACGACGCCGACGAGAAGCCGUCGAAGCAGCUCACCACGAGCGCGCCUGCCGAAGCGGAGCAUGACGACUCUUGGGUGAGCGCAGAUGCGCCGAGCGACAUCACAGGUCCCGUAGUCAUUGUGCUGCCCACCGACACACCGAGCACGUGUUUGGCAUGCGACGCCAAUGGAAAGGUCUUUGCGAGCGAGCUGGAGAACAUUGUCGACGGCGAUGUCGCGACGGCCGAACCCCACGAUGUGCGCCAGGUCUUUGUCGCGAAUCGCAUCGCUGGCACCGAGCAGCUUAGUCUGAAGGGCCAUCACGGAAGAUAUCUGAGCUGCGACAAGUUCGGCGUCCUCAGCGCAACUGCAACCGCCAUCUCUCCCGAAGAGACAUUUGUCGUCAUCCCUGUACCCGACAAUCCCUCUGCCUUCUCCCUCCAGACUGCCCGCGACCUGUUCCUCACCAUCGACGAAUCCUCCUCCAAAGGCCCAGAGCCACGCGGCGACGCCGAACACAUAAGCUUCAGCACUACUUUCCGCAUCCGCAUGCAAGCCCGCUUCAAACCGCGAAACAAGGCAAGCAAGGAAGAAAAGGCCAAUGUCAAAAUUAGUCGCAAGGAGCUCGAGGACCAGAUUGGCCGACGUCUGAACGAUGCUGAGGUCAAGAAACUACGAAAAUCCAGAGUCGAAGGCAACUUCCACGAGACGGCCUUGGACAUGAAGGUCAAGUCUAGUCACGACAAGUAUGCCAGCAUGUGA
Molecule: messenger RNA, 807 nt
Organism: Alternaria incomplexa
Lineage: Eukaryota; Fungi; Ascomycota; Dothideomycetes; Pleosporales; Pleosporaceae
Exons: 2
Coding region: 1-807 (268 amino acids)
Cellular component (GO): catalytic step 2 spliceosome; striated muscle dense body; nucleolus
Molecular function (GO): actin filament binding
Source: RefSeq, a predicted model, not a curated record